Molecule: messenger RNA, 722 nt
Organism: Drosophila suzukii
Lineage: Eukaryota; Metazoa; Arthropoda; Insecta; Diptera; Drosophilidae
Gene: PGRP-SB1
Product: Peptidoglycan recognition protein SB1
Biological process (GO): peptidoglycan catabolic process; innate immune response
Molecular function (GO): N-acetylmuramoyl-L-alanine amidase activity; zinc ion binding; peptidoglycan binding
Source: RefSeq, a predicted model, not a curated record
AUUUAAGCAGCCUCCGUAAGCCAGACAAUUUUAUAGAAUCCCCAAUCUCAAAACGAUGAACACAUCAACGGCAAUUAAGUUUGUGGCUGCUCUAGCGCUCUUCUCUUUGGCUCUCUCCGCCGAUGCCUUGCAGAUUGAGCCCCGCAGCAGUUGGGGUGCAGUGGCUGCUCGUUCCCCUUCGAGGAUUUCCGGUGCCGUGGACUAUGUGAUCAUUCAUCAUUCCGACAAUCCCAACGGGUGCGCCACAUCCGAGCAGUGCAAGCGCAUGAUCAAGAACAUCCAGUCGGAUCACAAGGGUCGCAGGAGUUUCAGUGACAUUGGCUACAACUUUAUUGUGGCCGGCGAUGGAAAAGUGUACGAGGGUCGUGGCUUUGGACUCCAGGGAUCACAUGCUCCAAACUAUAACCGCAAGAGCAUUGGCAUCGUCUUCAUUGGCAACUUCGAACGCAAUGCACCCUCCGCCCAAAUGCUCCAGAACGCCAAGGAUCUGAUCGAGCUGGCCAAGCAACGUGGAUACCUCAAGGAGAACUACACUCUGUUUGGCCACCGUCAGACCAAGGCCACCUCCUGCCCCGGUGAUGCCCUCUACAACGAGAUCAAAACCUGGCCCCACUGGAGGCAAAACUAAUUCCAUAAUUUUAAAAGUUAUUUAUAGUUUUUAAAUUUAAUUUUUUCUAAAAUAAACGACAGCUUUUUAAUGUACCUAUGGGUAAAGAGAAAAA